GGAGGAGGAGAAGGAGGAGGAGGAGGAGGAGGAGAAGACGAAGACGAAGAAACCGGGUUAGCGCACACUCGAGGGCUCAACCGUGGAGCUGCCGGGGGAGAGGGCUCCCGGCUGAAUAGGGACUUGCUCAGCAGUGGGAAAGCGACACCAGCCAUGGCUUCAAAUUUUAAUGACAUAGUGAAACAGGGCUAUGUGAAAAUUCGCAGCAGAAAACUGGGGAACCAUCCUCGUGAAUCUCCGCUGGACUCUCUCCAAUGACAGCACAUCCUUUGUGAGAUGUACAGAAGAUGCUGGUUGGUGUUUAAGAAAGCCUCCAGCAAAGGCCCAAGAAGAUUAGAGAAAUUUCCUGAUGAGAAGGCAGCAUUUUUCCGGAACUUUCACAAGGUAACUGAGCUGCACAGCAUCAGGAACAUAAGCAGGUUGCCCCGGGAGACAAAGAAACAUGCUGUGGCAAUUAUCUUUCAUGAUGAAACAUCAAAGACAUUUGCCUGUGAGUCAGAACUGGAGGCAGAAGAAUGGUGUAAGCUUCUCUCUGUUGAAUGCUUAGGAUCCAGACUCAACGACAUCAGCUUUGGGGAGCCUGAUCUUUUGGCAGCUGGUGUUCAAAGGGAACAAAAUGAGCGGUUCAAUGUGUAUUUGAUGCCAACCCCCAAUCUGGACAUUUAUGGAGAAUGCACCAUGCAGAUCACACACGAGAACAUUUAUCUGUGGGACAUCCACAAUCCUAGAGUAAAGCUGGUGAUGUGGCCACUCAGCUCCCUCAGACGGUAUGGAAGGGACGCAACAUGGUUCACAUUUGAAGCUGGCAGAAUGUGUGACACGGGAGAGGGACUGUUUACAUUUCAGACCCGGGAAGGAGAGAACAUCUAUCAGAAGGUACAUUCAGCAACUCUGGCCAUAGCCGAACAACACGAGCAACUGAUGCUGGAGAUGGAGAAAAAAACACGGCUGCAGUCCAGUCCGAGUGAUGAGAUGACAUUAAUGACGAUAACACUUCCUCGGAGUGCGUACUGGCACCACAUUACCAGGCAGAACAGUGUCAGCGAACUCUAUAGCUUACAAGGGAACGAUUUAAACUUGACAAAAGUUCCUCGAGCACAAACCUUCCCUAGCUACGUCUCAGAACAGAGUCAUGAGCACCAACACUUAUUAUCUCCAACUAGUAGCUACGGAUCAAACUACAGCUCUGGGUUGGCCCAGUGAUGUGCACCGAACAAUUGGAGGAGUCACUGUGAGCCGGGCCACAUGUUGAGAGAAGCCUGAUUGGGUAACUGUGAGAGGGCAAGGACUAAAUACAGGUGAAACAAAACAAGUCUUGGAUGGCGUUUGCUGUAUUUGGAGCAUUCAGGUGAUAGACUGAAUAUUCAUAGGCUUAAAAAUACCUGUACAUCUUUUUUAAUAUUAAUUGGCUCCCACCUGCUGAUAACUACAUACCUCCUUGGGAAAUAGAAUUUGAUGUAUAAAAAUGCAAUGUAGAGUAUUUUUAAAAUUCAGCUGCUGUAAAACAUAGCUUCUGUGUGUAAAACACAAUUGUUUGGACAGGUCUAAAAGUGGUUGAGUCAAAUUGUCCGUGUCUGUGAUGACUGUCAAACUCGUUUUUGUUUCUAAUACUAAUUCAGGUAUUGCUUUCAGAUCUGCCCUGCAGAAAUUUCCAUAUAUCAAUAGGUUUUUUUUUCAUUUGACAUCAGAUUGCAGUGUUGUUUGAUGUGUUUUACUUAAUCUGUUUGAUUUACUAAGGUGAAUUUUCUCUGAUGGAUGAUAGUGUGAUCAUUCAACUCGUGUAUGAUGUUCCCCUAAGGGGUUAUCCAUUGGUGGGUCUGCAGGUGGCUGUAGACAUCAGUCCGGGUCCACAUAAUUCCAGGAUGUUAGGGCAAAUGCCCUUAAAGGAUAAUGCUGUGCGUGACUUUAAUGUGGGGAAGCUGAUGCAUGAGCAGCCACCACAUGGUUCUUAAUGGAUCAGAUCAGGGUCAAGGACCAGUUGCAUAGAAUCCAAGAUGACUGUGGACCCUUCACUGUUAUUGUGAUGUGUCAUCAUCUCUGCCAGCCCGACCGUUGAGGUUGGAUCGGUCUUUGUCUGGAACCACUCCUUUGACCUUACCACCAGGGGUGACCCAACCGUGAGUUAAGCGCCAGAUGGCUAUCUCCAGGUAGCAUCGCUCUCGGGAUCUCAGGAACUCACAAGCCUCUCCAGCAGGAUGAGUUGACCAUCCUCUGAGAAGUUGGUGUAGCCUGCAGGACGAAUAAGGGCUCAAUGGUUCAAUAUUGCUGAGAGCUUGCUAUGUCUGGAGAAGGGGCGGUGGUGCGAAAUGGGAAGCGGAUGAGCACUUGCCAAGGGUCAAAUAUGUACGAUAUCGAAGUGGUUUAAAGAUUGCAGUUAAUAGUUGCACACAUGAAGAACAAAAGACCUAAGUCUUGAUGAAGGGUCUUGACUAGAAACAUUGACUGUUUAUUCAUUUCCAUAAAUGCUGCCUGACCUGAUGAGUUCCUCUGGCAUUUUGUGUGUGUUCCCCUGGAUCUCCAGCAUCACCAGAACCCCUGUGUUAAAAGUAAGUCAACUGAUAAAUGACCUUGCAUCAAAAGAAAAUAGAUCCAUAGCCAGAAUGCAUCACUGUGUCUGGCAGCAUGUUGGAGAAGCUGUAAUCAGAAAUGUAGUCUCUUUGUAACCACAGAUCAUAAUUUGUUCUUAUUAAGGGUGAUUUUUUUUAACUUAAACUUGGGCUUUCAGGUAACUGCAACUUUCAUCCAAUUAGACCAAGGAUAUGCAAAUUCAUUCAAUGGCAACCUGGAAAAUGUGACUAUUUAUCAACAUGCACAUUCUUGUGGAACUGGCACCCUAACUAGCUGAGUAUUCAAACUUGAAGUUACAUUAAGAUCUGAAUUAUCAAAAUAUCUGAAGCCAGAGGUACAGGAAAAAUACUGUCAUACUCAACAGUUCAAUCAGUAAUGGCAGGCAGAGCCAGUAAAUCAGUUUCGUUUACAGUCAGUGGACGCUUUAUGAGAUACACCUGUACACUUGCUUGUUAAUGCAAAUAUCUGAUCAGCCAAUCAUGUGCUAGCAUCUCAAUGGAUAAAAGCAUGCAGACAUGGUCAAGAGGUUCAGUUGUAACAUUAGAAUGGGGAAAAAUAUGGGCUAAGUGACUUUGUCCGAGAAAUGAUUGUUGGUGCCAGAAGGGGUGGUUUGAGUAUCUCGGAAACUACUGAUCUUCUGGGAUUUUCACACACAAUAGUCUGCAGUGUUUACAAACAGUGCUGCAAAAAACAAAAAUGCAUCCAGUGUGCAGCAGUUCUGUGAGAAUGCCUUGUUAUUGAGCGAGGUCACAGGAGAAUGGCCAGACUGGUUCAAGCUAACAGAAAGGCAACAGUAACUCAAAUAACCAUGUGUUCUAACAGUGGUGUGCAGAAGGGAUUCUCUGAACACACAAUACAUCAAACCUUGAAGUGGAUGGACUAAAGCAGCAGAAGACCACACCGGGUUCCACUCCUGUAUCUAAUAAAGUGGGCACUAAGUGGAAGUUUUUGCACUAAAAACAUCAACCACGCUGCUUCUCUCCCAUGAUGCUGCUGGGUGUUUUCAACUUGCACUGCUUCUGUGUCAGAUUUUCAGUAACUAAAUUAAUUUGCACUUCUUAUAUACUGAACUUGAUCAUUAUCAAUGCAACUUUCAGCUACGGUCCAUCCAACACUAAUCUAUGUGUCACAAAUUCCAGUCCAUUACCCUCGUUCCAGUCCUGAUGAAGGGACACAGCCCAAAACAUCAACUGUUUAUUCCCCCUCCAUAGAAGCUGCCUGGCCUACUGAGUUCCUCCAGUGUGUAUUGCUCUUGAUUUCCAGCAUCUGCUGAACCUCUUGUACCUAUCGUAUUCCAGACCAUCACCCUCGCUGCUGUCAAAGGCAUUUUUGCUAUAUUUAUAUGCCCUUAUUGUCCAGAGAUACUUAAAGUCAAAUUGACUGUUUAUUUUCCAAUUUAACUUUUAAAAUAAAGAAUUUAGCUCAACUACAUUAAACAAUAGUAAAUUAGUUUAAAUGCAAAUUAUUAAAAUAGUAAGUUAAGACUAUAAGACAUAGGAGAAAUUUAAGUUAAUUGGCCCAUCAAGUCUGCUCUACCAUUCCACCAUGGAUGAUUUACUAUUUCUCUCAAUCCCAUUCUCCUGCCUAAGAUAUACAUGGAUAUUACCUGGAUUGAGGAGCAUGCCUUAUGAGAAUAGGUUGAGUGAACACGGCCUUUUCUCCUUGAAGCGAUGGAGGAUGAGAGGUGAACUGAGAGAGAUGUACAACAUAAUGAGAAGCAUUGAUCAUGUGGAUAGUCAGAGGCUUUUUCCCUAGGCUGAAAUGGCUAGCACGAGAGGGCACAGUUUUAAGGUGCUUGGAGUUAGGUACAGAGAGAUUGUCAGGGGUAAGUUUUUUACGCAGAGAGUGGUGAGUGCGUGGAAUGAGCUGCUGGCGGUGGUGGAGGCGGAAACGAUAGGGUCUUUUAAGAGAUUCCUGGAUAGGUACAUGGAGCUUAGAAAAAUAGAGGGCUAUGGGUAAUCCUAGGUAGUUCUAAAGUAAGGACAUGUUCGGCACAGCUUUGUGGGUCAAAGGGCCUGUAUUGUGCUGUAGGUUUUCUAUGUUUCUGUGUUUUUCCCCGUACCAUUACCGAGGUACAAUGAAAAACUCGUUUUGCAUACAGACUCCUCUGGCCAUACAGAUCAAUUCAUUACAAUGUGCAUUAAGGUAGUUAGUACAAGGCAAAGUGAAAUAAAAAUAUGUCAACAGAGAGUUUAAUUUAAAUUUAAUUUUGUUUUUAUUAUCAUAGGUCCCAGAUUGUACUGAAAUAAAUGGCAAAAAAAAUGCUAAUUUGAAUUUAGUUUUUAAUUAAUUACACUGGACAACAAAGAUAUUGCUUCCUGAAUACUUUUGGGUGUACCUUAUGUAUUUUGGACUGCAAAUCAUGAAAAUCACUAUGAAA
Hypanus sabinus (Atlantic stingray) is the source of this 4948-nucleotide messenger RNA. It is a transcript of the gene dok6, whose product is annotated as docking protein 6. The record is from RefSeq and is a predicted model, not a curated record. The transcript is spliced from 9 exons. The coding region runs from base 277 to 1203 and encodes 308 amino acids. Gene Ontology annotation, biological process: positive regulation of MAPK cascade; cell surface receptor protein tyrosine kinase signaling pathway. NCBI's taxonomy places the organism in Eukaryota, Metazoa, Chordata, Chondrichthyes, Myliobatiformes, Dasyatidae. Gene Ontology annotation, cellular component: cytoplasm.